GGGCCCCCAGGGUCCCAUGCAGAGGUCGCGCUGGAGGCCGUGCUGCGGGAAUUCCAGGAGGUGCUGAGACAGGCCGUGGAGCGCCAGCUCUCAGGGCUGCCUGACUUGCUGCUGCCCCCCAGGGCAGGGGGGUGGCUGGCGGCCGAGGCCUCCCACUGCCGGCUGCAGGGCCCUGUGCGCGCGGACGAGAAGAUGCUGAUGGAGCUGUGUGGCUUCCAGGCUGUGAGUGGGGCAUCCACUGCCGGUGCCUGCGCCUCCGGGGAGCAGGGACUGCGUCGGGGCCCCGUGAGGCGAGUGGGGCCCAGACGCCUCUGGACAGUGGCUGGGAACAUGCACACGGCGGCCUCAGGGCUUUCUCCGUGUAUGGCACCCCACUCCUGUCCAGGCCCUGGUUCUCGCGGUGGCCUGAAUACUGGGUCCAGGUCGCUGGAGGCCAUCUCUGGCCUGGAGAGCAGCAGCAGGGGCUUCCCAGCACAGGGGACGGAAGGAGUUGGGGGGGCCCUGGCCCAAGCAGCCCAAGUGAGGACUGACGCCCCCUGUGGGUGCCUGCAGGCCGGACAGUACGCCUCCGUGUUUGCAGACAACGGCUUGGGAGUUGCGCUCUCCAUCCAGAGUGGCUUGGGCUUCUCAGGGAUGCUGCUGGGCAUGUGAGGGCGCAAGGUGGCCAGGGAGAUGCCCCCUCCCCUGUGGCAACAGCAAUAAAGAG
Messenger RNA from Lepus europaeus (European hare), 706 nucleotides. RefSeq names its product C1q and TNF related 12 (gene C1QTNF12). NCBI's taxonomy places the organism in Eukaryota, Metazoa, Chordata, Mammalia, Lagomorpha, Leporidae. The record is from RefSeq and is a predicted model, not a curated record.